Messenger RNA from Quercus lobata, 597 nucleotides. RefSeq lists its product as uncharacterized. The transcript has 3 exons. Lineage: Eukaryota; Viridiplantae; Streptophyta; Magnoliopsida; Fagales; Fagaceae. The record is from RefSeq and is a predicted model, not a curated record. The coding region runs from base 1 to 597 and encodes 198 amino acids.
AUGGAGAGGAACUGGCUUGAAUGGAGGUUUGAAAAGGAGGAGAUUCUUCGAGUUGUCAAAGAGUUGGAAGGAGAUAAAGCUCCAGCUGACCUUUUUGGAAGUUUGAGGGGAUUGAGACAAGGGGACCCGCUUUCGCCUAUGUUGUUUCUGGUUAUGAUGGAGGUCUUUAGUAGGAUGAUGAAAAGAGUUGAAGGGGCUGGUUUACUUCGAGGUUUUAGGGCUGAUGGUAGACGGGGUGGAGAGGCCGUGACAGGUUUAAGGGUUAAUGCUUUGAAGAAUGAGAUGGUUUCCAUAUGGGAGGUUCCUAAUGUCCAUGUCUUGGUAGAGAUUUUGGGUUGUCAGAUUGGAUCUUUGCCUAUGACUUAUCUUGGUAUGGCAUUGGGGGCGUCCCACAAGUCACCUACUAUUUGGAAUUCUAUUUUGGAGAAACUUGAGCGUAAGUUGGCUGGGUGGAAGAAGAUGUACCUGUCAAAAGGUGGAAGAUUGACGUUGCUUAAGAGUACAUUAUCUAAUUUUCCUACUUACUUUUUAUCCCUUUUUACUAUUCCUACACAUGUGGCUAAUAAAAUUGAGAGGUUGCAAAGGGAUUUCUUGUAG